UCAGGAUCGCUAGGAUAAUAUUAGAUUAAACGAAUGUUAAUAAUUUCUUUAGUAAUUGUACGCAAAGUAAUUUGUGUAGCCAUGUCUAAGCGAGAGAAACGAACAAUAAAAAUAUCGUACAAAAAUGUUUAAUUUCAUGUAUCGAUUGAGUGUGUUUUAGGUUACUAAAGUAUAUUUUUUUUAUCUGAUAUUAAUAUUCGAAGAAAUCGAAUGUAAUCGUCACUCUACGAAAAUGAAUCCGUUACUAAAAAUAUUUUUGUCCCAUUGCUGGGCAAAUAUGUAUUUAAUAGUUGGACUAAGCAUGGGCUUGAGUCUCAGUAUGAUAUCAGUAUCAAUCGAUACAAACAAUUACAUUGAGAAAGCAGAACACCUAAUAGAAUCUUCCAAUUAUCAAGUGGAUCUAGACGAAUACGAACCAAAAAUAAAUAUUAAUAGUAAACCACAGCAGGCGCAAAAAGUUCCAAAAACAUUGAUACGCCCAAGAUAUUAUUUCACAGAACUUGGAAUCAGAGAAAAGCUAUUUGUAGGGGUGAUCACAAGUCAGCAAUAUUUGCACAGCAGAGACAUAGCAAUUAAUAAAACGAUUGCUCACAUUGUGGAUAAAGUUCAUUAUUUCAUUUCUAUACCGGAAGGAACGAAGCCUAAUGUUACCCUUCCUGGUAUUGUUGGAUUCACCGACACCAGAAGUAUUUUGAAACCGUUCCAUACUAUGAAAUAUAUAAUUGACAAUUACCUGGAGAAUUAUGAUUACUAUUUCUUGAUCAAAGAUGUAAGCUACAUCAAUGCUAAAAAAUUAGUACAAUUUGUUACCAAGAUUAGCGUAAGCCAGAACAUUCAUGCAGGUGUUCUCGGAGAUAUUCCAAGUUAUUGUUCCUUGGGUAAAAUAAUUAGUGUGUCAAAUAAUUGCGCUGAUAAAAAUAACAUUCCAAUAACGACGUUCUAUUAUCUGUUUUCAGAUUCAGGAAUUCUUUUGAGCAAUUCAGUCGUACAAGAAGUCAAAAAUAAUUUAGACUGGUGCGUUAAAAAUGCUUAUUCCGAUUCGGAUGACGUUAAUUUCGGACGAUGUAUCGUUCAUUCUGCCUCGAUGCGUUGUUCUAAUCGCGUACAAGGACAGGACUUUUCGUUCACCAAAUUAAAAUCAACAUUUUUAUUCGAACAGAAUUUAAAGGAUUUAGCUAAAAAUGAAGAAUUCAUAAAUUCACUCGUAAUAUACCCGAUAUACGAUCAUCAUACCAUUUAUAAGUUUAACACUUACUUUGCAGCAGUGAAAUCCGUUGAAAUUCAGGAAAACAUUUCUAAUAUUCGAAAAGCGAUCUUAAACAUGGCACAUUUGGGACCGCCGCAAGAACACGACGUGUCUUGGCCCGUUGGCAAUCAGCCGGGAAACAAAGCUACCGGACGUUUUGAUAUUUUGCGGUGGACAUAUUUCAACGAGACACACACAUUAUUCAGUACAGACUUCUCGAGCGUACAGAAAUUGAAAACCAAUGCGAAAUUUGACAUAGAUAAAAUUAUCAACAUAACAUCUUCUGACGUCAUUGCUAAUUCCGAUCAGAAAUUAAAAUUUAAAAAGUUACUCAACGGUUAUCAAAAGUUCGAUGCGUCCCGUGGAAUGGAUUAUAUAUUAGAUUUGGCGUUCGUCGACGUGACUACUGGUAAAGAAAUCAGAAAAAGAGUGGAAGUAUGCAAACCACUUGGUAAAGUUGAAAUUUUACCUGUUCCAUACGUAACAGAAAAUACACGAGUGAAUAUAAUAUUAAUAGUCGACUCGUUGAGAAAGCAAGAUGCGUUAAACUUUUUAGAACAGUAUGCUGCAGACUGUAUGGAGAAAAAAUACAAAACUUUUUUCAUGGCGGUUCUCUUGUAUAAUUUUGAUUCCCCUUCAAAAGGUAAAGGUGACGUAUUCUACGAUGUUAAACAGUACGCACUUAUGUUGGCUGAAAAGUAUAAGAAAAAUCAGUCAAAAAUCACAUGGCUCUCUAUACGUCUACCAAAUAAUGUAACGUCUAUUGAAUUCGAUCCUAUGCUGACUAUUGCUGUCACAGAUUUGUGUAUUAGAAAAUUUUCACCCGAAAGUUUAAUACUUUUCGUCGAGACAGGAAUACAACUACGAUUGGAUUAUUUAAACAGAAUCCGCAUGAAUACCAUCAAUCAGUACCAAAUAUUUAGCCCAAUUCCGUUCGUAGAAUUUCAUCCUGAUAUCGCUCACAUGAACGAUAUAAAACAAGUCGACACUGAUAUCAACCGCAACCACGGAAGAUACGACGAAUACAAUUAUAACAAUAUUGCUUUUUAUGUCAGAGAUUACAACGCAAUGCGGAGAACCACCGAGACCGAUAUUCCAAUAACACACUCCGAUCGGGACAUUCCAUCCCUUUUGAAGCUCUCUCAGAAUAUACCUGUCACAUCUUUGUUCGAAAUGUUCGUUUCUUUUAGUAAUUUACAUGUACUACGCGCAGUGGAACCAGCCCUUAAAGUAAAAUACAAAAACAUCAAUUGCACUAAUGCCUGCAACGGUAAUAUGUACAAGCGUUGUAUCCAAUCGAGAAAUUUCUACUUAGGUCGGCGUAGUCAACUCGCCAGAUUAGUGUUAGAUUACCAAACGUUAGGAACAUAAUUUGCGUUAGUGAAUUACGUUCACCGAGAAAAGUAUUAAUGAAAUUAAAAAUGAUAUUAUUAUCGAGUUAAAGAUGAAUAUAGUUUAUAUAACACAAGAAUUGCAGUAACUUGAAAUGACGUUAAUGCGCGAGCUAAUUAUACAUA
Colletes gigas is the source of this 2763-nucleotide messenger RNA. RefSeq names its product chondroitin sulfate synthase 2 (gene Chpf). The record is from RefSeq and is a predicted model, not a curated record. NCBI's taxonomy places the organism in Eukaryota, Metazoa, Arthropoda, Insecta, Hymenoptera, Colletidae. The transcript is spliced from 6 exons. Gene Ontology annotation, molecular function: glucuronosyl-N-acetylgalactosaminyl-proteoglycan 4-beta-N-acetylgalactosaminyltransferase activity. The coding region runs from base 233 to 2617 and encodes 794 amino acids. Gene Ontology annotation, cellular component: Golgi cisterna membrane.